Molecule: messenger RNA, 375 nt
Organism: Camelus dromedarius (Arabian camel)
Lineage: Eukaryota; Metazoa; Chordata; Mammalia; Artiodactyla; Camelidae
Product: spermatid nuclear transition protein 4-like
Exons: 2
Coding region: 1-375 (124 amino acids)
Source: RefSeq, a predicted model, not a curated record
AUGACUAAGGUAAGCAGGAAACCACAGGAGCCAAGAACAGCUGCAGUAAAAUCCACUCUGAGGAUCAAAGGGAAGAAGACCCUCUGUCAACCAAGGUCCAGAGAUGGUGUCAAAGUACCGAAGACAACCAUGAAAGUCAAAAGAUCCUGUCAAAGGAAUUCAAGAAAAAAGAUUCAAACAUCUGCCACUCAGUCUAAAAAACUUAAAAAAGCCAGAAAACCAAAAAUGGUGGUCUGUUACUAUAUGCUUAACAAGAAAUUGAAUCAAAGUAAGAAAAUGAAUCAAAAUAAGAGGCAGAAUCAAAAUAAGGGACAAGCUCAACCUGUCCCAGAACAAGAGACCCUGGAGAAGCCCACCACUUCAUAUAACCUGUGA